This is a messenger RNA of Capsicum annuum, 385 nucleotides long. RefSeq lists its product as uncharacterized. The record is from RefSeq and is a predicted model, not a curated record. The transcript is spliced from 4 exons. The coding region runs from base 20 to 361 and encodes 113 amino acids. Lineage: Eukaryota; Viridiplantae; Streptophyta; Magnoliopsida; Solanales; Solanaceae.
GUGGUAUGAGUUCUAUAGUAUGUUCAGCUCUAAUCAGACCGAGCAUGCCAAAGCGCCCUAUGCUGAGGCUGUACAGACUAUGGACAAUAUGGUACCUCAGGCACAUAACAUAUCAUCUGCGGCCCCAGCCUUUAGUCCUGAGAGAUCACAAGAGCAAUGCCCUUUCGAUCAAACUGUGCAGAUGGAACCAAGUCCCCAUGCCCAUAAAAAGAUUAAGCUUUCGGUGCCAGAACCUUCGGAAGCAGGUUUUUCCAUUGACUCCAGCUCAGAGAUGUUGCAAACUGAUCAAUAUCUCACGAUUUCCGAUCUUCCUCAUGACAUUAAGAAGGUGAUAAUUUUGAGAAAGAUCAUAAUUCGUUAGCUGUUAUAAAGUUUAUGUAGGCUA